AUGCUAGUAAAAUUUUUGAGGAGAUUAGGAAAUCAUCAAACGAGAUGCUCAAUAAAAACGUUGCAUACGCCUGUGUAUAGGACUCAAAAUCUUCAGGUCCUCAGAGAUAUGCUCUCUGGCAUCAAGCUACUGGAAAAAAUAAUAACUUCAUCAUCCUACAAUAAAACAUUGAUAUAUGAACCUAAGUAUAAAUCCAGGCCCCAAGUUAUUAGUUCACAGGACACCAUGAGAUUACAAAACGUAAUUCGUGAACUUUUAGAUUCGCUGCAGGUGGAUGAAGCUAUGAACACAAAGGUCCAACUAAAUAGAACUCGAAAGUUAGGGCGAGUUGGCCUUCAGCUAUUCAUGAAUUGCACUCAGGAUAACUUAACGUUAACUUCUACAUGUUUGACAUCUUCUCUGCUGGAGUACUAUUUCAAAUAUCCUGAGAAGGAAGUAGUGAAGGGAAUUGGAAUUGGAUUACGAUAUAUCAGAGGUUUUCUCGAAAAUAACAAGAUUAUGGUACAAAGUCAAAACAAUAUUGAUGCCUUAGUUAAGCAAUUUACUAUGUCCUCUUGUGAUAACCAAAGCGUCAAAAGGGUUUUACAAUCAAUUAAUUAUGAAUUGUUUUCGGAUGAUAUUGUACGAGUUAUAAACGGCAAUAAAACUUUCGAUGAAAUUGAUGUUUCAAAAGGUUGGAAGUACCCAGCUGGUAUUUUAGAUAGUAAUGAGGCCUAUUUAAGAUCUCUAGAGUUACCUACUAAGAAAAUAGUUUCCAUUGAUAAAGAAAUGCUGGUUCUUGUGUAUGACGGGACGUUACGAGACGCCAAUAAAAUUCUACCCACAGUAACGCAUGCAAGAAACCUGAGAAAAUCCGUUCUUUUAGUUGUCAACGGAGAUUGCACAGGUGAUGCCUUGACAUCGAUUACAAUCAACAAUAAUAGAAAUAGGAGAGAAAAAAAUGAAAGCCGAAUAGUCAUUGUGAAAUACUCGGAAAAGGCAAACGGUCACUUAAGACUACAAGAAAACCAUGAUUUUAUAAAGUUUUUACGCUUGCCUUGCGGAUAUGAUAGUAUCUACUCACCAGAGUAUAGUUCAUUAGUGCCAAGCAAAAUGUGUGCGGACAAAUACUAUGGCACUGUCGAAUCCAUAAAGGCGACCACAGGGGAGACGUUCUUAUAUAACUCCAUUGAUUUUAAAUCAAUUCCAAAUAGAGCUCCGCAAUCUUUCCUCCAUAAAACGGUCACCCUAAGUAUUGGCGGACAUAAUGAAAUCGAAAUCGACCAGAGAAGAAACACGCUAGAUAACUUCUUGAAUAAGGUAUUAUGUCACGGACUGGCUAAUGGGUUCAUUCCUAGUUACGGCGUCUCUCUAUUGAAGGCGGUACCAGGUUUGAAUAAGUUGAAAGCCAAUGAAUCCAAUUGCAUGAUUAAAAUGGGCAUAGACGCUGUUUUAUCGGCGGCUGUUCUUCCAGCCGAAGUGGCAUUCAAGAAUGCAUAUGGAUAUAACCAUUAUGAGAUUAACAACCUUAUUGCGGAUGCUAUAAACGAAACUUCAUUUCAACAGGUUAGAUUCUCCCCCAAUUCAAGACCGGUGGAUAUGACAAAAUCUGGGAGUUUAGAGCCAUGGAACAAAAUGGAUUCUUGUUUAGCCAGCGUAAAAGCUUUCAUCGAAUUGCUAACAAGCUGCAAUACAAUUGUCACAUGUAUAUACGAUAAGCCUAAAAGGCACACAACCUAG
Molecule: messenger RNA, 1719 nt
Organism: Saccharomyces mikatae IFO 1815
Lineage: Eukaryota; Fungi; Ascomycota; Saccharomycetes; Saccharomycetales; Saccharomycetaceae
Gene: TCM62
Product: Tcm62p
Exons: 1
Coding region: 1-1719 (572 amino acids)
Biological process (GO): protein import into mitochondrial intermembrane space; apoptotic mitochondrial changes; mitochondrial unfolded protein response
Cellular component (GO): mitochondrial matrix; mitochondrial inner membrane
Molecular function (GO): protein-folding chaperone binding; ATP-dependent protein folding chaperone
Source: RefSeq, a predicted model, not a curated record